UUGGCGAGCACAGGAUCUGCACACACACACACACACACACAUAGAUAGACAUAUAUAUAUAUAUACACACACACACACACACACACACAUGCACAGAGAGCGAGAGAGAGAUAGAGAUAGAGAGAGAGAGCCUUGAUGAUUGCUGGCUGUACGACAGGAAUUUGGUCGUGUGUGUGUGUGUGUGUGUUUCAUCUGCCACAGCACAGAUCUGCACGAGAUCAAGCCUUCGUUCCUGUCAUAAGCGCGUGCAUUGGCGUUUCAACAUCUGCCAGAUCAGAUCCGCCGCCGUGCACAACUCCACAGGGGGAGGCUGAGGAGCUCGAACCGUCCUUCUUCUUCUUCUUAAUCAAGAGAAUUGAGGAAAGCCUCAAGAGAUGCCAAAAAGGAGCGGACUUUGCUUGCUGCUGCUGCUGCUGCUCGUGCUACUGCUCGGGCUGCUGGUCGACGCAUCGGCGCACGAGCAGGACGUCAACGAAUCGUACUCGCCGCGGAGAGCGCGCGCCUCCGCCAACAGCCCCGCGGAUGUGGUGCGCUGUUUGAAUAGUGCCCUCCAAGUGGGCUGUGGUGCCUUUGCUUGUCUGGAGAACUCCACGUGUGACACAGAUGGAAUGCAUGACAUCUGCAAGUCCUUUCUCUACAGUGCUGCUAAAUUUGACACUCAGGGCAAGGCUUUUGUGAAGGAGAGCCUGAAGUGCAUCGCCAAUGGCAUCACCUCCAAGGUCUUUAUUACAGUGCGUCGUUGUUCCACUUUCCAGAGGAUGAUCUCGGAGGUUCAGGAGGAGUGCUACACCAAGCUGGACAUCUGCACUGUGGCCAGGUCAAACCCAGAAGCCAUUGCAGAGGUAGCUCAACUGCCCAGCCACUUUCCCAACAAGUUUUAUGGGAAGCUGCUGCAGAGUUUAAUGGACUGUGACGAGGAAACAGUCGACCUAUUGAGGGUGAAUCUGAUGGCCCGGUUGGGACCUGAGAUUGCCAUGCUCUUCCAGCUACUGCAGAACAAGCCUUGCCCAUCCACUGCUGUGCCCACUGGGGCGGAGACUCGUGGAGGCUGGCACUGGCCCGCCAGUCCCCACCCACACAAAAACCAGCCUCAUCUACGCAACAGGGACGCGACUAAUCUCUUCAGCAAGAAACGCAACAUGGAUAACAGCUCUUAACCCCAACCAUGUUUCUUGGUCCAAAUCUAGAGGUUGUGCAAUUUUGCAAAAUGAAAAAACAAAACAAACAAACAAACAAAACAUAUUAGUGGCUCAUUUACCAUCAGAACGCAGGAAUAAUGUUAAGUCUCUCGAACAGCAAAAAAAAAAGAAAAGAAAUGCACCUAUAUGAAAAUAGCUUGAAUGUCAAAUGUUUAUGUUUAUCAACUUUAGAUUGGAUUUAUAUUGUCAUAGAAAUUCAAGGGACUAGUUUACCAGCUAAGCUUUUUUUUUUUCCUUUCAUAUUUUGAGACUGACCUAAGCACAGUUAAAGUCUCUUUUACAA
Neoarius graeffei (lesser salmon catfish) is the source of this 1482-nucleotide messenger RNA. It is a transcript of the gene stc1, whose product is annotated as stanniocalcin 1. The record is from RefSeq and is a predicted model, not a curated record. NCBI's taxonomy places the organism in Eukaryota, Metazoa, Chordata, Actinopteri, Siluriformes, Ariidae. Gene Ontology annotation, cellular component: extracellular region. Gene Ontology annotation, biological process: intracellular calcium ion homeostasis. Gene Ontology annotation, molecular function: hormone activity. Bases 375 to 1157 code for a protein of 260 amino acids. The transcript has 4 exons.